AUGGCUUCUCUUUUGCAAAAAUCGAGGCGAUUUAGUCUGUUGUUUUCUGUAGUGGUAGUAUUAGGAAUGGUGACAUUGUCAAAUGGAUAUGCUUCUCAUUUCAAGCCAAGCAAAUGGAAAUACGCUCAUGCAACUUUUUAUGGUGAUGACAGUGCCUCUGAAACCAUGGGAGGAGCAUGUGGAUAUGGAAAUUUGUUCAACAAUGGGUAUGGUACAAAUACAGCUGCAUUAAGCACAAUAUUGUUCAAUAAUGGAUAUGGUUGCGGUAGUUGCUAUCAAAUAAUGUGUGUCGGAUCAAAAUGGUGCAAUAGGGGUCAUGGGCACAGCCCGACUUCCAUUACUAUCACUGCCACAAAUCUAUGCCCUCCAAACUGGGCUCAAGAUAGUAACGCCGGUGGCUGGUGUAACCCUCCUAGAGCUCAUUUUGACCUCUCCAUGCCUGCCUUUAAGAAACUUGCCUUUUGGAAGGCUGGCAUCGUUCCAGUCCAAUACCGGAGGGUCCCAUGCGCGAAAAAGGGAGGGAUAAAAUUUAGCUUCCAAGGGAACAACUACUGGUUGCUAACAACGGUAAUGAACGUAGGUGGUGCCGGUGACAUUGCCAAAAUGUGGGUGAAAGGAUCUAAAACCGGAUGGAUUAGCAUGAGCCACAAUUGGGGAGCUUCAUACCAAGCUUUUGGUCAAUUAGGAGGUCAAUGUCUUUCUUUCAAAAUCCAAUCUUACUCCACUCGUGAGACAAUUGUUGCUUACAAUGUUGUCCCACCUUAUUGGAGUGUAGGCAUGACUUACCAAGCCAAAGUCAACUUCCGAUGA
Molecule: messenger RNA, 810 nt
Organism: Chenopodium quinoa (quinoa)
Lineage: Eukaryota; Viridiplantae; Streptophyta; Magnoliopsida; Caryophyllales; Amaranthaceae
Product: expansin-A7-like
Exons: 3
Coding region: 1-810 (269 amino acids)
Biological process (GO): plant-type cell wall organization
Cellular component (GO): extracellular region
Source: RefSeq, a predicted model, not a curated record